AUGUCUAGGUCGGUUUCUCCAAAGGUUAGGGCUCUGGUGGAUCGGAUUAUUAGAGUUGAUCAUGCAGGAGAGUUAGGUGCCAAUAGAAUAUACCAAGGACAGCUCAUGGUACUUGGGAAAUCGAGUAUAGGCCCUAAAAUAAAGGAAAUGCAUGAUCAAGAAGUGGAACAUUUGAAAAAAUUCCAGGAACUUAUUCCUAUUCAUAGAGUUAGACCUACAUUACUUUUGCCUUUGUGGAGCAUUGCUGGGUUUACACUAGGUGUGGGAAGUGCGCUUUUGGGUUCGAAAUGUGCUAUGGCCUGUACCGUUGCUGUCGAGUCAGUGAUUUCUGAACACUACAACAAUCAAAUUCGUGAGCUUGUUGAAAGUGACCCUGAAACCUAUCAAGAAUUGCUGCAGACACUAGCCCAGUUUCGGGAUGAAGAAAUGGAGCAUCAUGAUACAGGCCUUGAACAUGAUGCUGAACAGGCUCCUUUCUAUAAUAUCAUGUCUCAAAUAAUUAAAGCGGGUUGUCGAGCAAGUAUUUUUUUGGCUGAACGUAUAUGA
Messenger RNA from Schistosoma curassoni, 546 nucleotides. The record is from the annotation of a GenBank genome assembly. NCBI's taxonomy places the organism in Eukaryota, Metazoa, Platyhelminthes, Trematoda, Strigeidida, Schistosomatidae.